UGCACUGAUAUGCCCUGGUACAAUCAACACUCCAGUCAUGCGCAAGGGACGGUUGAGCUUUUUUCUUUAUUGUCCAUGGUGGACUCAGUGACAGACGAGUUGAUACAAGGUUGAACCGUCUAAUGGAACGUGAAUAAGCAGGUGUCUUAAGCUUACGGUUUUUCUUUUCUGAUCUGCCGUGCUGAUCUGCGGUCACCUUUUUCUUUAUCUAUAUUAGUCUAUUAGUGGUAUUAGUUUGUUCAACUUAAACGUGCCCUAAGUUUAUAACCGCUAUCGUCUGGUUCAGACAAACUUAAGUCUGAAGAGUUAAAGACUUAAUAAUUAAUAUUACCUAUAUCAAGUGUGCCUUACAAUUCUUUGUCAAGUAAUGGAAACAACAACACACAGCAAUCUCCUAACACACAAACUGACUAAAAAGGUUUAGGAACAUUUUUUUAAUUUUCUGAACUUAGUCUGCUGUGCUUUCGCUUUUUGGACCAACUUUUAUUUUUCAUCUUUGCCUCCUCUGCCUCAACCUCCUGCUUAGAGUGUGCGUUCCCAACUCAGUCUCUGGAGUCACUGUUAACAGUUUUUCAUACUUUUCAGAAAACGGGGCUCUUUGGAAAUUACCUUCCCGUUUGUUUACUUGAAACAAGUGAUUGCAAGGACAAAAGUGGCCUUGUAGGCUAAGUGAACCCUACCACAUUAGCCAGUAAUAUUUUUCUGCGUUUUUUUGUAUUAAACAUGUAUUUUGGCUGGAUUGAACUUUGUUGGACCCACUGUGUUUACAUGUGUGGGCCUAUUAAUGCUCACUAGCCAUAACAGUGGGGGUUUUCAGGGGGGCUAGUGGGGGGUUUGAGUGGGGCUUUCCCCCCUGUUAGUGGGGGUUUUCAGGGGGGGCUGCCCCUGACAAAAAUAAUAAUUUAAAAAAACAAAUCUUCACGUUUACUUUGCAAAUUAGAUCUUCUAUCAGUUUCAAAAUGGCUGCCAAUGGAACGGGAAGGCAAUUUACAAAGAGCGCAAAAACUACAGGUGAUCCAUCUUCGCACCUGAGGACAAUACAUGAAUGGACUUUUUUAAAAAUACUUUAUGUAUCAAUAUGAACAGCCUUGACUGCUGUCAGAUUUUGCAGCCUAUGAAAAAUAUUUUGCUUUGCUCUGCCUGUGAACAGGGACAUACCUGGCAAAAUGGAAGCCAGGAUUGGAGGCCUGCUAUUCACUUCCAAGUUUGACUCGGGGAAUUUAGCACGAGUGGAAAAAGUCGCAAGAGAGGAUGAGGAUUCUGACAAUGGAACAAAUGGGAACAAUUACUACUCCACUGUAGAACCAAGACCUGACAGUGAGUUUAACGUCUGGACAAAUCCUGAUUGUGCUGGAACGGAAUUCGAGAACCCGAACAGGUCAUGGUUCUACUUUGGCAUCCGUGGUUGGAGCAGCAACAAGUUGAUCAAGAUCAACAUCCAGAACAUGAACCGCCAGGGCAAGCUCUACAGCCAAGGACUGUCACCGUUUGUGCGAGUCCUGCCUGGCAAACCCAAAUGGGAGAGGAUCAGAGACAGGCCAUCAUAUGAGACUGUGGAUGGGCAAUUCAUCUUGUCCUUCACGUACCGUUUUCCUGACUUACGAGGAGGAACUGUGUACUUUGCUUUUUGCUUUCCGUGGUCCUACACGGAGAGUCAGGACAGGCUGGAGGCCUUGGACAAAAAGUUUUUUGCUUGUUCUUCCUAUACAUCAAAGACUCACAGUGAGAACUUGUACUACCACCGAGAGCUUCUGUGUGAGACGCUUGACAAGCUGCGCGUUGACCUGAUCACCAUCUCCUCGUGCCACGGACUCACCGACCAGGAGGAGCCUCGCUUUGAUAAGAAUCUCUUCCCGGACACAAACAAAUCGCGGUGCAAGCGAUUCAAGGGGAAGCGGGUGUUUGUUCUGAGCAGUCGCGUGCAUCCUGGUGAGACUCCAGCCAGUUUUGUCUUCAAUGGUUUCCUGGACUUCCUGCUGCGUGAAGACGACCCACGGGCCCGCCAGCUCCGUCGUCAGUUUGUGUUCAAGCUCAUCCCGAUGCUCAACCCAGACGGGGUCCAGAGAGGUCACUACCGCACCGACCCGCGCGGGGUGAACUUGAACCGAGUGUACCUGGAUCCCAAUCCGAUGACCCACCCGUCGAUCUACGCGGCGAAGAGCAUGCUGGUUUUCCAUCACAUUCAGGAAAGGGAUCAGCUGGAGGCCGGGGUCAACAACGUGCGGAUUACUUUUCCCGGCGGCACAGUGGUUCCCGCACCCAGUGAGCUGCACCAAGUCAUAACCACCCCUGAGAUUGCCGCGCCAACGGGCGAAGACGAGGACAGCGGCACACAGCGGACGUACACUCUGGCAGCUCCGUCGGUGCUCGGACAUCACGACGACCAACGCAGCAGUGACCUUGACACUCCCGUGGGCUCCCAAGACCUGGUCGGCCUCAGUCUACGCCAGCAGCAGCUGGUGAGCGCCAAGGGCGGCACCGCGGAAAUUGUCUUCUCGGAGCACGCUGGCAACAUGUCUUCCACCUGGGGUAACCCGCCCCACCCUCCCAAUCACCACCUUCCUCCGCUGUCAGCGAGAAAAUCUCACGAAGAGGGAGACAAACAGCUUUCGCCGACAGCCCGGCUCGAGGACCAGCAAUCUCAGCGUCAUCACCCUCAUCCUCACUCUCACCGCAGCCCUCGCCCACAUCGACCAGAAGAAACCGCCAUUACCAACAAUAAUAAUCAGACCCUUGCUCCUCUCUCAGAGAGCAAACCAACAAAAUCUCCCAGGGAAAUCCCAGUCGAGAAGGAUCUAGAUAAGCCACAAACUCAGCAUAAUCACCCUGAACACUCCCAUCACCAUCACCAUCAUCACCAUCAUCAUCAUCACCGCCAUCAUCACCACCAGGCAGAGUCUCAGAACAAGCAUCACCACCACCAGCAUCACCAUCAUUCCCAGAACCAUCUUGAAGUUACCCAAGAAGUUCAAGAGGCCACAAAGCCGCCGUCCCCUCGUAUAUUGUCCGUGAGUCCUGCUCCAAGUCCCUGGCUGGGCAACAUGUCGUACCCCACCCCACCAGGAGCCAACCACCCCGUCCAUCACAAGCCAGCUUCUGUAGAGCCUCUUGACCUUGCCGACCUUGACGAGGGUGACCACGUUACCACGACAACAAAUGCCGCACAGCAUGGCUCAUCAACAGGGAGUAGCUUAAUCAGCCUGUUUGAGCGCGGUGCUCAGAGCGACGCGAGAGGCCAGUGUGACCCCAGACAGGUGGACUCGGACCUCAGACUCAAGCUGUCCUCCCUGAACAUGUCCGAGGAACUCAAUAAGAACAGUGCUCUAAGUUUUGGACUGGACUCGGACAACGACGAUGACACCUUCACGGACAGACUGGGCAACGAAGGUUCAGAGGACGAGGGCGACGCGGGGGGCAACGAGGGUGGGGAUGGGACGAACGCUCCGCACCUGUGCGACCCAGCGCUGCUGCAGAUUCCACCCCACGCCAGUGGCAUUGCCGUCUACGUAGACCUCCAUGGGCACGCCUCGAAGCGAGGAUGUUUCAUUUAUGGGAAUUUCUUUGAGCACGAGGAUGUCCAAGUGGAAAAUAUGCUGUACCCCAAGCUGAUUUCAAUGAACACGGCUCACUUUGACUUUGCGGGCUGCAACUUCUCGGAGAAGAACAUGUACUCGAAGGACAAACGAGACGGGAUGUCCAAGGAGGGCAGUGGGCGGGUGGCCAUCCACAAGGCCAUCGGGAUUGUACACAGUUACACCUUGGAGUGCAACUACAACACGGGACGUAUGGUGAACGCCGUGCCCCCAGCGUACGGCGAUGACGGGAGAGCAACCCCACCGCCCAUGGCCAGCUUCCCACCCAAAUAUAGUCAGGCUCAUUAUGAAGAGGUUGGGAAGGCAGUUGCUAUUGCUGCGUUGGACAUGUCGGACUCAAACCCCUGGUCUCGUAUUACCCUCUCUGAGCACAGCAGCAUCUACGCCGUGCGUGAGGCCGUCCGGCGAUACUUGCGAGGCCUCAGGGGGCAGCCACGGGUGGCACGGAACAAUUCUCUUCGCAGCCUCAACAAUAAGAAUGCUGGGCCAUCUCCGCUGACACAGACCCGACGCACGAGCAUGACAGACUCCAACUCCCACACGGGGAGCACGACAAAGGGUUUCCGGCCUGGCCAGGAAGUGUCCAGUCGCCUCUAUCCCAGGCCGACAAAUCAGAACGCAGCUCAGGCAGCGCAGUCAAAGCGUGAACUGGCCCCGGUGAGAGAAGCUGUCCGUACAAACAUAGCAGGCCCGGCCCAGACCUCUCUCCGACGGCUGAACGGGCCAGCCAUGCCGAAGACCCCAACUCCCAUGAGCAACAACUCGACCACCGUCAUGCUCAGUAUGACCACGGCCAAUGAGGAGAGCCGCAUGGCCCGCAACCUGUCAUCCGAGUCGACUCUGAGGCCCCGAGAGGCGGAGCUAGUGCUCAAGUCCCGCGAGUCGGAUCGAAGUCUGAGGUCACGGGAUUCCGCCGUCAGCAUGAGGUCGAGAGAGGAGAGUAAAGUCCAGCAGCUGAAGAAUGUCAGUUUGGUGAACAAACGAACUCCCCCCAGCCGAAUCCCCCUGGCCACUGGCAAGUCUCAGCUUCACCUCCCGAUGUCGUCAGGGGUGGACUUGAACCCCACUGCCGCCAGACUGGCUGCCAAGGGCAACCAGAGGCAGACAAGGUCCGGGCCUGCUGCUGCCAUGACGACCACAGCCCGACAACAGCAACAGCAGCAGGUUUUGGAGGACGCCGGUGAGCCGACCCACACCACUCGCUCUGUGAGGUCGGCCAUCGUGUCCAAUCCUCUUCCUUUUGCUAAUGAUGAGAGCGCUGAACCGCCUCCCCAAAAAACAGCUGAUGUUGGUGACUUUGUGAAGAAGAAGCGUCGCAACUUCAACCCGUCGCGGCGCGGCCGAGGCAGCACGCAGAGCCCAAAGUCUGGCGGCAACACCAAAGGUCAGCAGUCGCGGGAGUCUGGGGGUGAAAGUGAGGCUGACGGCGCCAGGAAGGGCCAGCGCCGGCGAAAGCGCCGCCCGUUCCAUUCAGGCGCCGAGGCCACGCCCUCUCCCCUGACCCUUGACACGACCCAGACUGACCUCCCCUUACUGUCUCAGGUGGACCCAGACCUCUCCCCAACUGUUCUGACCAACGACUUUGGACAAGGAUUGAAAGGAAAUACUUUGAGAGGCGCGGCACUAGUGCUGACCCCAAGGAAGAUUUGUCUUUCAAUGAGCACCCACCAGCUCUGGGAUACAACAGCAGCCCCUUUCCUCGUCACGCAACGCAGAGCCUCUGAGCCGCACCUUGGAAGGGUUCGGAGUGCACGACGGACGGGCAGAGCUAGAGAGCCGACGUAAAGCAAGAGCCAGGGGUGCCCAGUCUAGGAGCAUGUCCUGGCUUGACCCAUGAGUCGUUGUCGUCAAUGUCCCUCCAUGUGUGAUCGGGGCUAGAGCGUGUUCACGCUGGACAUUCCAGUUAGAACGGAGUCCACUUUGUGUAUUCAAACUCUUUUGUGACAGAAGAAAGUCUCUCACAGGGAUCAGUUGGCGUUGUGGGCCUAGCUGUUCUGUUUGCUGGUACAGUCGGGCACGCAUAGCACAAAUGCGGGUGGUUGGUGGGUGCUCUGGUGUGGUUUGUUCCUUCUUUCCUAUCAAACAUCUAUCAUCCUUAUAAUCUCUCUUCCUCCUCUUAUAUGGUGUUUGUUACUCUCUUGUAAC
Molecule: messenger RNA, 5738 nt
Organism: Aplysia californica (California sea hare)
Lineage: Eukaryota; Metazoa; Mollusca; Gastropoda; Aplysiida; Aplysiidae
Product: cytosolic carboxypeptidase-like protein 5
Biological process (GO): proteolysis
Molecular function (GO): zinc ion binding; metallocarboxypeptidase activity
Source: RefSeq, a predicted model, not a curated record